Molecule: messenger RNA, 2867 nt
Organism: Hippoglossus stenolepis (Pacific halibut)
Lineage: Eukaryota; Metazoa; Chordata; Actinopteri; Pleuronectiformes; Pleuronectidae
Product: radial spoke head protein 3 homolog B
Exons: 8
Coding region: 78-1070 (330 amino acids)
Cellular component (GO): cilium
Source: RefSeq, a predicted model, not a curated record
GUUGCCACAACCAUCUGUUGCCCCCUGAACGUUUCGGGCUCAACACUUUAAAACCGUCACCGACACUUUCCUGAGAAAUGGCGUCUGCUCCCCCCAACCACAGAGAACACAGCGGGACGUACACCUUCUCCAGCCGCCCCCGAGCCGUGGAGACCCGCAGCAAAUACAAAGAAGCUCCGGAUGAACAGACACACAGUAACUAUGGAAACAUUAUGUAUGACCGUCGUAUUAUCCGAGGAAAUACUUAUGCUCAACACAUCAUACCAACCACAGCUCAGCCGGACCCUGCUGAAAUACAAAGACAGCAGGAGAUCAGGCGGAAAUCUAUCGCUCUAAAACGAGCUCAAGAGCAGUGCAGGGCCAAGACUCCUGAAGCUGUGCAGGGCAGAAAACACAUUGACGUACAAACAGAUCUUUAUCUUGAAGAACUGAGUAAUGUUAUAGUGGCCACAGAAAUUGAGUGUCAGACUGAUGCUUUCCUGGACAGACCAGCGUCCCCACUCUUCAUACCUACCAAAUCUGGAGAAGAUGUUGCAACACAGAUAGAGGAGGGAGAGUUGUUUGACUUUGACAGGGAGGUGCAGCCCGUGGUGGAGGUGCUGGUGGGUAAGACUAUCGAGCAGUCUCUGCUGGAGGUGAUGGAGGAGGAGGAGCUGGCCUGUCUGAAGGCCCAGCAGAGGGCCUUCCAUGAGCUGCGAAAUAUCCAUCUGGCAGAAGUGCAGCACCUUCAGGAGAAGGAGAGACGCCACAGUGAGGAAAAAGAGCGUAGGAUUGCACAGCAGAAGGAGGUGCUGAGGAAAGAAAGAGAGACUGCAGAGAAGAUUGCUGCCCGGGCGUAUACCAAGCAGUACCUGGCUGACCUUCUGCCUGCAGCCUUCACCUCGCUCAGAACUCACGGAUUCUUUAACGACCCAGUGGAGACAGAUAUUGAAACAAAUUUCCUACCAUGGCUGAUGGAUGAGGUGAACAGCAAUUUGGAAAGGAGAUACGCAGCUAGACAGCUUCUGGACAAUAUCAUCCAUGAUGUGGCCCAGAAGAGACUGGAGCAGUUCAAGGAGCUGGAGACAUAACCAGACAAAUCUGACGUAUAACAUGGAGAGACUCUGUGAUGAUUUAAUGGCACGAAUAUUUUUUUGUCCCUCAAAAAACUUUUUGAGGACAUCAUUAUUACUUUGCCCUGUAACAAUGUGCAACAUGUCACAAGUGGAGACUUUCACUGCAUUACCAUCUGUAAAUUCCGGUAUUUCCAUGUGUAUAUGUAUGUAGCCUAUCGUGCAUAUCUAUAUCUGAUUCAAUAUCUGGUCUUUUUCUGCAGAUAUGCAAAUCUGAUAGUUUUUUGAAUGUAUUGUUAGUUUCCAUUUAUCUGCUAAAUUAGUAGAAAAUGUCUUUCAUUCACUUGUCUUUAGUCUAGCAGCUUUGGGUCUCGCGGUAGAUACAAUUUCAAGGUGUGUUAGCCUGUAGUGUUUAGCGUAGCGGCCAUCUUGUUUGAUCUCAAAAUGGAGGCAGCGAGCAACUUUUGAGUCUCUUUAAGAAGCGUGGUGGCCUUAGUCUUGGUGGAGACAGACUUAAAACCAUAGUCUACAUAGAAAUGUCUUUCAACAAACCGCUUGGCCUCGUGAUUCUGCUGAGAAGGUGCUAGCGUUUCGUCAUUUUCACUGUGGCAAAAGACAGAUUUGCCCAAUGUGUCGAUAUAUACAGCCCGUCCAGAACCGGGGGCGUGUCCCAUGGCUGGAUAUGAGAAUGGAACUGUUCCCUUACUUGGAAACUGUUCUGGCAAGAAGAGAAGAGGCCUGGGUGGCUGUUCUCGAAGAUAUUUGUUCUGAAGGCCUGCACUGAUGUAGCCCUGUGGUGUCCCCCAAGACAAACUUCACCCACAAUGACCCAUCCUUGUGCUAGCCUCUGUGCAAAAGGGGCAUUGACAGGUCCAUUAAACUGCUCCUGUACCUUGUGUGCUUGGAUGAUGUCGGGUCCGAGUAAUAGCAGGAUGUCAGCAUCUGAGUCGAGAGGUGGGAUGUUGCUUGCUAGGUGUUUGAAGUGUGUGUGGGCACGGGCAACAUCUGGAGUAGGGAUUUCGGACCGGUUAUCUGGUAGGGUGUUGCAGUCUAUCCGAGUAGGUUGGACUGACCAUCGAGUGAUUCUACGAUGAAGUUAUUUGCUCUGCGGCCUGUAGUUUUAGACACCCCUGUGCAUGUCGUGAGGGUGUAUAGAGCUGCAUUGUCUGUUGAGACACUGAAGGCAUCAAAAAAGGCAGACAUACCUAGCACUUUGGUCGUCCAUGAUUGCAUAAGCCUUGAUUUUCUUAUUCUGCUGUCCUUUUGGAUAAAUGUGGACCAAGCAUAUCUUUGAACAGGAACAACCCCCAACAGGAUUUCCACACGCCUGACUAAAUGUGGAAGAAACCUCUGCUAUACCAAUGUCCAUGUUUCCCUCCCCGCCAUGGCUUGAGGUGGUGUUGACCUUCUUUGUUGACCAUGGUGCUGGGCCUGCAGGAAGUGCAGCAAUGUGUCUUUCGCUGCCACAUUCAGAACACCUGAUUGCUGCCUUGCAGUUUCUAGCCUGGUGGCUGGAUGUAUCACAGCAUCUGAAGCAGAUGUGUUGUUCUUUUAAGGAUGAUCUGCGUUCAUCUAAAGGUUUUUCCCUAAAGGCUCUACACUUUGUAAGAAGAUGGGGAGUCUUAUGGAUUGGGCAUUGCUUGCUAGGGGCUUGAGGGGAGGUGUCUGAGUUUUCCUUAUAAACAUUUACCAUCACUGACACAGUAUGUCAUUACAAUAGACAAUGCUAUAAUUUAAUGCUUUAAUUUAGUGAUUAUGACCCGCUUUUGCACAAAUUACUCAAACAUAAAAAAAUAAAAGCCGAUUAUUUACACA